UAUACAGUAUGGCCCAUCUGUGAUUCCGUGUAGUCUAUGUGUUUCAGGGACUUUGGCUGUAGAGUUCAGUUCAGUCGCAUGACUUCUGUUUGUCGGUAUUUCCGGCGAACGGGAUAAUGGCUUACGCAUGUUAACGAUGACUACAAAAUUUAUCGAAUAAAGGGUUAUGAGCUGAACUUGUACCGCUGUGUUGGAUUUGCGUCACAUACGUACUUAAUAUACGAGUAAUUACGGUCGUCGGUACGAGAUGCUGUAAGCUUUUUGCAUUACAUUCGUUCCAGUUUCCACUGGUGCAUAGCACUUGCAUCGGUAUGAGUCAAGUAGCGUUUUUUAGCCGCAAUGAGUUAUGAUAUGACACUGUCUGUCACAGCUUCGCCGCCUUUCACUGAACCGCUACCGCUAAUUUACCAUACGCGCUAGUUCUAAAAUGACGUCAAUGUCUUUCCUGCAACUUAUCGUGAGAAAUCUUGUCCGUUUCUUUCUCUAGUUCGAUUAUAUCUGCGUCGAAACCGUCUAGUUCGACGUUCGUUUAUAUUAAUUUUGAUGCAGAAGUUUUCCGCAAAGGUCUUUUUUAUUCGUGCGGCUUUAUUAGGUGCUUUCUGUUCUUUUUAGUGUGAAAAUUGUUUCAGUGACUGUGAACCGUAUUGUAAUUGUUUUCUUAAUCGCGGUUGCAAAGUUUUAAAUCCUGACAUUCUGUUUUGUCCGUUCAUCCAUUCCGAUCUGCAAAUCUCCUCCUGCUUAUCCAGCUGAAGGACUUCCGCUUCCGUUUGGGAUUGCUUUAAGGUUCUCGAAGUUAACUCAGUUAACUUAACUGGUUAACUGUUAACAUGAUGUUAUUAUAUCGACGGCGACCCCCAUCGAGUCAGUGGAAAUGGAGUACACCGAGCGUAUCCUCAUUCUUUCUCAUUUGUCUAAUUCUGAGCUGUUUGGCGAUAUGGCCGUGCGACGGCAGGGGCGGUCGGGGUGGCGGUGGGGGGCCGUGGAGGGGGCAGCCGCGGGGGCGGAUCGCGAGGCUCGGGCGGGUGGGGAUCCAGCUCCAGUAGCAGCAGCGGUGGUUCGCGGUGGGGAUCUAGCAGUUCCAGCGGUUCCGGUUCGAGUCGCUGGGGAUCGUCCUCCUCCUCGUCGUCAUCGGGCUCAUCGCGGUGGGGAAGCAGUGCUCCUUCAGGAAAAUAUGGCUCAUCACGUCCGGCGUGGGCGAGCGGCACCACGUACCGUGCUCCCAGUAAAACCAUGUCCCGUGUGUCUUCCUCGUCGUCCUCCGCGGGUGUGGCGCGGCCCAGUUAUCCCCGUGCACAGGCCCGUGUUCCGGUGGCAUCACAGUCGUACGCUACGCGCGUGGUCUAUACACCCGUCUACACGAGCUACACGCCCUACCGGAAGGGAUAUAGUGGCACCAAUAUGGCCAUGUCCAUGAUUGGCGGAUACUACUUGGGUCGGAUGAUGUCGCGGCCAUGGGGCUACGGUGGAUAUGGUUACCCGUACUAUGGUGGAUAUUACGGCGGAAGUCCGUAUUACGGCUAUGUCCCCUAUCGCGAACGCUAUCAUGAUUACUUCACCACCACGAUGCCACCGGUUGUCAAUGGGUAUGGUGGGGAUUACAUGGAAAGGUGGAAUAGACGCAAGGUGUAUGAUCCUCUAACGGGCAUGCUGCGUGUGACAACACCGGCCCAGGCAAAGGACAUUGAUCUAUGCACGUUGGCGCGUUGGAAUCGGGAAUUGCCUUAUUCGGAAGUGCCUAACAUGGCCCUUCUCUUCCUAUCCAAUGAUACCGUUUCCGGCAAUACAACAGCAGAUAAAGCCAAAUUUGUCUAUGAAUUUUUCAAUGAACUGCCUCGUGCCUAUGCAUCAUACAACUCCAGCGGAGAUAUCUUCACCAUUCCUGCGGCGUAUGAUCUGAAGAAGUGCAAUAUUCAAAAUACGGAGGGUGCUGAUGUAACACAACCACCCGCAGCCAAUACUGUGGAAGAGCCGAUUUUGACAGCUGCUCGGAAUGUGAUCAAUUUGUAUUCGAAUGUCAGUAAAGUUCCAGAUAAUUUACCAGAUCUGGUGACUGCUGCCAGAGCCUGCAUACCACGCUCGGAUAAUAUCGCUCAUCCGGAAGUGCUGGCGUGUUUGGAUUUCUCUGUUACACCUGAUCAGCUCGUGUCUCUCAGUGAAGCUAAAUCCAUGUUUAGCAACGGUGAAAUCUGCAGGAAACAGCUGAAUCCAGACAUGCUGAAAUGCGUACCUUCCGGCGAUACGGCCACAUGCCGUCUGGAGCAUCUCGUGGCAUUGAAUCUCUUUGCACGCAAUUAUUACAUGUGCACCGCCGAGUUGGAAGAGGAAACGGCGCGGAGAAUUCGGGAGCGGACGGAAGAGGAAGCGUACUGGUAUGGCAAUGGAGCGAACAAUAAUUCUGCUUUUAUUUUAUUUACUCUUCUGACUGCUACAAUAACCAUCAUGAUGGAUGCCUUUUCGUUGAGGAGAUGACGCUAAAUUCAGCAAGCGGUUUUUCAUAACAUUGACCGCACACCGGUGGGGUCCGGGGAUGGACGAGGUUGUGGGCUGACGAUUUCUUCUGAAUGCGGAUAUCUCACAUUGAGACGCGCUGUUGUUCAACACACAAACUUUUAAAUGAUCAAAGUGUUCCUCUCGUACUACCGAAGCGUUCGACAAUGUCGCUGUAAUUUUUAUUGUUAUUGCUGAUUUCACGGCAUGUCAUUCUUGUUUUUAGUAUUGUCACAGACUUUAUGAUAUUGUGCACUUUUGAAGAUAUUUUUAUUGAUUGUUUUUUCUCUUCUGUUGUUUCGUUUAAAAAUUGUACAGUAAAAGAAAUGGUCUUUUACCGGUGAUGAUGGGUAACGAAACGAUACAACGUGAUCGAUCAAU
Paramacrobiotus metropolitanus is the source of this 2868-nucleotide messenger RNA. RefSeq lists its product as uncharacterized. The record is from RefSeq and is a predicted model, not a curated record. The coding region runs from base 1231 to 2469 and encodes 412 amino acids. The transcript is spliced from 12 exons. NCBI's taxonomy places the organism in Eukaryota, Metazoa, Tardigrada, Eutardigrada, Parachela, Macrobiotidae.